AUGAGUCACUUGGCUUUCGCAUUUGGCAUCUUAGGCAGUAUUGUUUCAUUCUUGGUUUACCUUGCACCACUGCCAACUUUUUAUCAAAUUCACAUGAAAAAAUCAACACAAGGGUUCCAAUCUGUUCCUUACAUAAUUGGUUUAUUCAGUUCCAUGCUGUGGAUAUAUUAUGCAUUUCUCAAGCCAGACACCACCCUUCUUAUCACCAUAAACUCAGUUGGAUGCUUCAUUCAAACCAUAUACAUUUGUUUCUAUGUCUUUUACGCUCCAAAAAUCUCCAGGAUCGAAACUGUGAGGCUGCUGCUUCUGCUUAAUGUGAUUGGCUUUGGUCUUAUAAUUCUGCUAACUCAUUUUCUAGCAAAAAAGGGACCCCCUCAAGCCAUUAUUAUAGGAUGGAUUUGCCUUGUUUUUUCUUUAGGUGUAUUUGUUGCACCUUUGUGCAUUGUGAGACAAGUUAUAAGGACUAAGAGUGUGGAAUAUAUGCCGUUUCUUUUAUCGUUUUUCCUCACGUUAAGUGCUGUCAUGUGGUUCUUCUAUGGGUUAUUGCUCAAAGACUAUAACAUUGCCAUUCCAAAUGUGCUGGGAUUCAUCUUCGGAAUACUUCAAAUGGUGCUUUAUGUAAUUUACAAAAAUGCAAAAAAAGUGAUAGAAGAAAAUCUUCCUGAAAUACAGAAGCUUCCAGAACUCAAGGACCAGAUUAUUGACGUUGUGAAGCUAAGUGCAAUUGUGUGCUCUGAAAUAAUUCCAGUUGUUCCACAGCUGCUAAACAAUAAUUUACCUAACUUGGAGGCAGAUAAAACCCAAAAGAACCAUGUCGGUCCAUUGGUCGACAAGUGA
Messenger RNA from Fraxinus pennsylvanica, 837 nucleotides. NCBI's taxonomy places the organism in Eukaryota, Viridiplantae, Streptophyta, Magnoliopsida, Lamiales, Oleaceae. The record is from the annotation of a GenBank genome assembly.